AUGUCAUUUACAGAGAGUGAAAACUGGAUAGCGCUUCUCGAAAGUGUAUCGCGAAUUAGCAAAAGCUCGGGUGCUGAACUCGAUCAAGAGUCUGAUGAAAAACCUUUCACUAGGGCGGAGAUAUCAUACCUCAACAAGUUGCUGAAUUCUAAGCUUUUUGAGACGCAUGACUUGGAUUUUGAAAUCUUGAGGUCUGACCCCAAUCAUCCUCUUCAUUCCGUUCGCACGUUUCAAGAAUUGAACUUAAAGGAACCUCUUCUGAAAGGCAUCGCAGCGAUGGGGUUUUACAAACCAUCCACUAUACAAGAGCAAGCUUUGAGCAGCCUAAUAUCUGACAACCCACAAAAUAUGAUUGCGCAGUCUCAGUCUGGUACUGGGAAAACAGCGACAUUUCUUCUUGCUAUGUUGUCACGUAUUAACACAGAUGUACAUUACUGUCAAUGUUUGUGUAUGGCACCUACGCGUGAGUUGGCCUUGCAGAUAGAAUCAGUUGGUCGACAAAUGGCACAGUUCAUGCCGGAGGUAUCUUUUGCUACAGCAGUCCGUUCACCACGUGUCAAAGUCGAUUCGAAUGGGUAUGUAACAGAUCAGAUUGUUAUUGGUACUCCGGGUACAAUCGCAAAUUGGUUUCGUGGUACAGGAGAGCAUCUUAUUGAUCCAUCUAAAGUUGUUAUGUUUGUAUUGGAUGAAGCUGACAUAAUGAUAGAAGAAGAAGGUUUUCUUAAUAUAUGCAUGCGGGUUAAAAAGAAGUUGUCCAGAAAUUGUCAAAUCCUAUUGUUCUCAGCUACCUAUGAAGAUUCCGUCAUUGAUUUUGCACAUGAGUUUGUUCCUAAUCCGAUAGAGUUUCGUGUAAAGCGUACACAACUUCCUUUGAAAAAUAUUAAACAGUUUUACAUGUGCUUUAGUGAUUGGAUUGAAAAGUAUCAGGCGUUGAAAGAUAUUUAUGGAGGUUUUGAAGUUGGCCAAGCAAUUAUAUUUUGUGCAACACGACAAGAAGCUAGUUGGUUGGACGGGAAAAUGAAUUUGGAUGGUCAUAAAGUCUACAUACUCUCCGGUGAUCUAGAUGUUUCUCAACGCGAAAAAGUUAUUGAAGAUUUUCGUUCAUCAAAUUUCCGAGUUUUAAUUACAACUAAUGUGUGUUCUCGAGGUUUAGAUAUUCCACAAGUGAAUUUAAUAAUAAAUUGGAAUAUGCCAACAACAAAAACUGGUAAAGCUGAUUGGGAAACUUAUUUACAUCGUAUUGGUAGAUCUGGUCGUUUUGGUAAAGAAGGUGUAGCAGUUAAUUUUAUUCUAAAUGAUGAAAUGUAUUUGAUCAAAGAAUUGGAAUCACAUUUUGAAAUAGAAAUUCCUGAAUUAACUGCUGAAGAUUUGAAUAGAUUUUAA
This is a messenger RNA of Schistosoma rodhaini, 1383 nucleotides long. The record is from the annotation of a GenBank genome assembly. Lineage: Eukaryota; Metazoa; Platyhelminthes; Trematoda; Strigeidida; Schistosomatidae.